Messenger RNA from Cololabis saira (Pacific saury), 3022 nucleotides. RefSeq names its product zinc finger protein 384 b (gene znf384b). Gene Ontology annotation, cellular component: nucleus. Bases 290 to 2095 code for a protein of 601 amino acids. The record is from RefSeq and is a predicted model, not a curated record. Gene Ontology annotation, molecular function: DNA-binding transcription factor activity, RNA polymerase II-specific; RNA polymerase II cis-regulatory region sequence-specific DNA binding. Gene Ontology annotation, biological process: regulation of transcription by RNA polymerase II. NCBI's taxonomy places the organism in Eukaryota, Metazoa, Chordata, Actinopteri, Beloniformes, Belonidae. The transcript is spliced from 10 exons.
CCUUAUCCGGAGGAAGUGAAGCUCGGUCGAGGUAGCUGCUCACCGGGGGGAAAAAAAAAUCAAAAAAAAAAAAAAAAAAGAGUGGGGCAGACUGGAAGGAAAACUUCCCCGAUUGGCAGGACUUUUGGCAAGACUUGGACCCGGAGUCCCAAACAUCCCGGUGGUCCGGAGCUCCGGGGGAGGAAGCCCGAGUCGACGGUCCCCGGUAAACACGCUGUAGCUGCCCGUUCCCCGCAGAUCUCAUGCUCGGCUCCGCCGCCUCUCCGCCCGUCCCCGGCCGGAAGUCUAAAUGAUGGAAGACUCUCAUUUUAAUUCAUCCUACUUUUGGUCUCCCGUCCCCACUGUGCCAGGACAGAUCGAGAAUGCCAUGUUCCUGAAACAGGUAAAAGAACAACAGGAGAAGAAUGCAUCGUUCUCUUCUUCCUCAGCAUCCCACUACCAGACAACGCUUCUCACCAUCCCGACCCCUGGGGGCAAGACAGAUGGAGGCGGGCAGCCUGGCAGUGCAGCACACCUCCACCCCCCUCACAGCACCCAGAACAUCACAGUGUUGCCGGUCCCCUCUACGGGCAUCAUGACAGCAGCUGGUCUGGUGAUCACAACACCUCCAGGAACGCUGGUGUCUCCCACCUCCUCUCAGUCGUUUGUCUCGGGCCAUCCAGCGACAACAAUGAUUGUGUCAGCCCUCCACUCUUCAGAUAAGAAAGAAGGGGAUGGGACAUCCCAUGUGGUUGUGAUGCCAACGCCCUCCAAACGGGGGAGAAAGAAGAAGACAGCACUGUCUAGGGUCACUUCUUUGGGUGGACACGGAAAUGACACGCUAAUACUGGCACACCUGACCCACGGUGGCCAGGUUGCAGCUUUGCAGCAUCAUAGAGGAGACCCAUAUGAACUGUCAAAUGAAGAUGGAGACCAUGGCCCAAGAGAUAGCACUAAGACAUACAGGUGCCGGAUGUGUGUGGCGACCUUCUUCAGUAAGUCUGACAUGCAGAUCCACUCCAAGUCGCACACAGAGGCCAAACCACACAAGUGUCCUCACUGCGACAAGUCAUUCGCCAACUCCAGCUACCUGGCCCAGCACAUCCGCAUCCACAGUGGGGCCAAGCCUUACACCUGCUCCUACUGCCAGAAAUCUUUCAGGCAACUCAGUCACUUACAGCAGCACUCACGUAACCACACAGAGUCAAAGCCUCACAAGUGUCCUCAUUGUACCAAGUCAUUUGCCAACUCUAGUUACCUGGCUCAACAUAUCCGCAUACACACAGGUGUGAAACCCUACUCCUGCCCAUACUGCCAAAAGUGCUUCAGACAGCUCAGUCACCUUCAGCAGCACAACAGAAUUCACACUGGAGAUCGGCCAUACAAGUGCACCCACCAAGGCUGUGAGAAAUCCUUCACGCAACUCUCAAAUUUACAGUCCCACCGGCGUCAACACAACAAAGACAAACCCUACAAGUGCCCCAACUGCAAUAAAGGAUACAUAGAGUCAGCGAGCCUGGAGGCACACAUGACUACACACACAGUCAAACACGCCAGGAUCUACUCAUGUGGUCUCUGCAACCGCAGUUAUACCUCAGUAAGACAAAUGUCAAUUUCUGAAGAGCAUUUCUACAUGAAACACUAUGAAUCGCCUCACUGGCAUCAGACGCCUGGCAGCUACUUUACACCGUGUAGUCAUGUGUCCACUGUUUCCCCUCUACCUAUCCUCCCCUCAUCUCAGGAGACGUAUCUGGUGAAACACAUGGAGAAACACAACCCCGACCAGUUGACUGCACCAGUUGUUGUGGCAUCACAGUCGGGACAACAGAACCAAAGCCAGGCAGGAGCACAGAGCCAGGUAGAGAGUGGAGAUGGAGGAUCGAGCCGACCUGGGGGUGCUGGAGGCAGAGGAGCAGGGGGAGGCCAGCAGGCUCAGGGCCAGAGCUACCCCCAGACAGAGACCAUGCCCUGUUCAUUUGACCUGCAUCAGUAUAAGACUGUGUCUGCCAGUGACAUUCAGUACAAACCAGUUAGUGUGGCGGACAUUUCCUCCCACAAGGACCUCUGUCUUACUGUGUCAACAUCCACCAUUCAAGUGGAGCACCUCAACUCUUAGACGUGAUGAAAGCAAGGAGUGUGGGAGUUAUGUGCAGGAGUUAGAAAUAAUCUGAGAUAAAUGGAUGAUGGAAAGUCGAAGGAUUAAAGCAAUACUAGAUGAUGCAGAAACUAUGGAACACAUGACUGCCUGAAUGAUGAUUUGUGGCAGACAGGACAAACCGUAUGCUGACUUGAUAUAUUGAAGACUGUACAUUUUUAUUUUUAAGUUUGCUUUUAUCUUUGUCUCGUUUGAUUUUUUUUUUUUUUUUUUUUUCCGCUUAGUUGUUCUGUUUUAGUAGAAAGUGCAUGUAAAGGCUACAAUAAAGUAUGCUUCAUUCCAUCACAAUGAUGGUUUUAAGAUAGGAAGCGUCUAAAAGACAGUGCUUCUUUUUAUUGUUAACUUCUGCUCUUCCAUACAAAUGCAGUUUUGUCUGUAGCGGUUAAUAGUUUCUGUUAUUGAAAUUGGCAAUUAAUUAAAAGUUUUUUGUUUUGUUUUUUAAACUUUCAUACAGACACUUGAAGUUUUUACAGCUGUGUUAACUCUGCUAUAUUGUCACAUACAUGCCUGUGAUCUUUUUAACCUUAAAAGGGACAUCAAAGUUAUUUCCUUUUCAGGAAGAAAAAAAAGUAAUCAAAUUUAUCAAGUUAUAAACCAAGGUUUAUAAAGUAUGACUGUGUAUGUCAGGAUUGAGUAAUCCAGAGAAUUAAAUUAGGAGGCCUUCGCAUGACCUUUGGGGGAGUGAUGAGCCACUUCAUGUUUCAUGUAAUCCAGUGUACUGCUUUGUGUGUAUGUCUAAAAACUAAUGUUAUCCAGAUGUGCUCUUGCUAUUAUACUUCCACCGUAAAAAUGUUUAUACUUCAAUACUUCAUUACAAACAUAUUGACACAAUUAAAGAUUGUGCAGUUUUUUGUUAAACUUAUAAUACAAUAAACCCUCUAAAAUAUG